Molecule: messenger RNA, 2041 nt
Organism: Telopea speciosissima
Lineage: Eukaryota; Viridiplantae; Streptophyta; Magnoliopsida; Proteales; Proteaceae
Product: polyadenylate-binding protein-interacting protein 3
Exons: 14
Coding region: 77-1783 (568 amino acids)
Biological process (GO): cytoplasmic stress granule assembly
Cellular component (GO): cytoplasmic stress granule
Molecular function (GO): RNA binding
Source: RefSeq, a predicted model, not a curated record
GAGCGAGAGAGAUUUUACAUUGAUUUAAAAGAAACAGAAACAGAGUCGCAGUUGCAUCGGCGGGGAGAAGGCAAACAUGGGUUGUAAAAUCGUGGAUAAUUCAGAUGAUAACGCUGCGUUGCCUUCGGUUAGUGAUGCUUUGCUAUUCACUACCAUGUGCAUUAUAGGAGUUCCCGUGGAAGUUCAGGUCAAGGACGGUUCGAUCUAUUCCGGCAUCUUCCACACUGCCUGUGUCGAAAAGAACUAUGGCAUUGUUUUGAAAAGAGCAAAGAUGACAAAGAAGGGGAAAAAUGACUCCAACUUAGAAAUAGGUGCUAUUGUUGAUACACUUGUUGUACUUUCAGGUGAUCUAGUUCAAGUAGUUGCUAAGGGAGUUAUACUUCAGGCAGAUGUAACUAUUGGCAGCGUAGCUGAGGAUGACAUUGGAGCUGUCACUGGAUAUGAUUGUCCUACUGAGUGUCGGGAAAGUGAAGAAGUAUCUCCCAGAUGUAACAAGGUUGAUUUGAAAAUGUCUGCAGUGGGUACUGCUCAAAUAAGUCAAAAUAGGAGUUUAGAUCAGAAUGAAAAUAAGUACGUAUAUGAUUUCAUAAAUGUGAGUUCUGGGGAUGGUUUUUCCGGAAAAGCUGAAGAGGUGCUUGGCAUGAGCAAAAAGGCAUUACCUGGAAAUGUUGAGGGCAUGCAUCAAGAAAAGAUUGAAGAUGUUUCAACUGUUUCAGAUUAUGUGGGACAGAUUGGGAAAGAGAGGUCACAAGGGAAAAAGGAUCAGUAUGACCGACAGCACAAGGCCCAUGAAGAAGACACUAUUAAUGAAGUUCAGAGCUUGAGUUCAAGCAUGGAUACUUUCCAUACCAAACUAAAAUCCGUUGAUGGAAAGAACUUGGGGUUAUCAUCUAAUAAUUAUCCAAAUGGAGCAUGUGCAAGCUCUGACCCUUCAUUUGUCAAACCGGUCACUCAGGACUGUCAGAGGCCUGCUUCAACAGACUUCUUGUCAGAUGUUUCAACCUCUUCCACUUCAGGAGUAGAUGUUCCCCCACAAUCAUGUUCCACUUCCUUAGCAUCAUCAACCAGCAUGGUCCCACCAAGAGGCUCGGCUUUUAAUACAAAUUCCAAGGAAUUUAAGCUCAAUCCAGGAGCAAAAACCUUCUCUCCAUCAUUCGCAAUACCUAGAGCAACAACUCCUGCAGUGCCAACAGUUGCAAGCAUGGCUUACAUCUCAAACAACUCGCCUUUGGUACCUGUUGCUGGUGUUCAGCAGGAAAUUGGAGUCGGCCCAUUUGCACCCCAUUCAUCUCUGCCCGUUAAGUUCGUCCAAUACAAUAAUUCAGUAGUUGGAAAUGGGGGCAGUGGUUCUCAAUAUUCUCAACCUAUUGUUGGACAAGUGGGAAGCAGGCAGCAGCCAGUUAGAUAUGCUGGUCAAUAUCCCAUCCAAGCAGGACCUCCAUAUGUGCAUCCAAAUUCUCAACCUGUUAUGGUUGGACGACUGGGACAGCUGCUCUAUGUGCAUCCAGUUUCACAUGAUGUGGUUCAGGGUGCAGCUGCAGUUUCACAAGUAUCUUCACGCUCUCUUUUAACUUCACAUCAGGCUCAUUUUCCAAAGCAGCAAGGAAAUGGAACAGCUCCAGCAUUGCACCUCUGUGUAGCUCCUCCGUCAUUCGUGGCUGGUGGACAGCAGCAUCCCUUUGCCAUUCCAACCCCUAUUCAGCUGUCACAGUCUCCUUUCCCUACUAUCCAGCCUGUUCCAGUACCUGGUGCCAAUGGUCUCUUUGGCAGUAAGUUCCCAUGAGUCUGUGUAUUCUUUCGCAUCUCUACCUAGUUUUUUUUACUGAAAUUAAGCUUUCUAAUUCUUUAUUAGAGAAGUACCAGGUGCAAGCAUUAGUUGUCAACUACCUUGUACUUUUUUUUACCGGACUUUCAAACUGUAAAGAGUAGUGGUUUUGGCAAUGAAGUUUUUUAUUGUUAUAAAUUUAUAUUAUUCUAUCUGUUGGAUGGAAAUUCAGCCGAUAAGAUAUUGAUGAUGGUAGUAAAAGAAUGGUCUUAAAAC